GCGGUCACCAGGCGGGGGCGCGCUGGGCGCUCGUCCUUGCUUAGUCACAUUGAGUCGGGUGGCCGCGGAGUACAGAGCUGGGGCAAGCGGGACAAGGAUUGCACCUCACCUCAUCUCAUCUCAUCUCAUCACAUCGCCAGCUCCGCACCGCAGAGGGAAGGAGAAGCGGGGGUUGCAAGGGGGAAGGCGUGAGAAUGGGGCACUCCCGGGCACUGGCGCGGGUGGUGAACCUGUGCCUUUCGGUGAAACUUCUCAUCUUGCUGAGCGAAGCGAGCCCUGCUGAAGGCAGCCUCAACAUGUGGAUAGAUGCUCAACAAGCCAGAGUCCUCAUAGGUUUUGAAGAGGAUAUUCUUAUCGUCUCCGACGGUAAAAUGGCUCCGUUCACUCACGAUUUCAGGAAAGCACAGCAGAGAAUGCCAGCUAUUCCAGUCAAUAUCCAGGCCAUCAAUUUCACCUGGCAAGCUACGGGACAGGCUGUGUAUUUUUAUGAAUUUCAAUCUCUUCGGUCACUGGAUAAAGAUGUGAUGGGAGACCCAACUGUGAACAUUCCAAUGCGGGCAACCAUCUCACACAAGGCCACAGUUGUGCAGAUUGGAUUUCCUUGUCUUGGUGGCCAGGAUGGGGUAGCAGCUUUUGAAGUCACUGUGGUUAUUAUGGAUGCUGAAGGAAAUGUUGUACUUCGAACCCCUCACAAUGCAAUAUUCUUCAAAACUUGCCAAAGAGCCAAAUGCCCAGGGGGAUGUCGCAAUGGAGGCUACUGCACAGAGAGGCAGGUUUGUGAGUGCCCUGAUGGAUUCUAUGGACCGCAUUGUGAAAAAGCUCUGUGCGUCCCCAGAUGUCUGAAUGGAGGACUGUGUGUCAGUCCAGGAUUGUGCAUCUGUCCUCCUGGAUACUUUGGUAUUAAUUGUGAUAAAGCAAACUGUACCUCAACCUGUUACAAUGGUGGAACCUGUUUCCAUCCAAACAAAUGCAUCUGCCCUCCAGGAUUUGAAGGGGAUCUGUGUGAAAACAGUAAAUGUCGACAGCCCUGCAGAAACGGAGGGAAAUGCACUGGGAGAAACAAAUGCAAAUGCAUUAAAGGUUACCAAGGUGACCUGUGUUCUAAGCCUGUUUGUGAACCUCACUGUGGAGCACAUGGAUCCUGCAUUGAGCCCAACAAAUGUGAAUGUAGGGAAGGCUGGCACGGACGACAUUGUAAUAAGAGAUAUGGAGCCAGUCUAAUGAAGACCCUGAGGUCAGCGGGCUUCAAGCACAGACAGCAUCCGAUUUUACCCAAGGAGAAUGUUGAGAGUCACAUACCACCCGACUCUAAUUACAUUUGGUAAAGGGUAACAUCUGAAACCUUUUACUGUAUAUACAGUUUACAACUCCACUAACCCAGCUGUGUACCAAGUUCAAAAACAAAGUCUGUAAUGGAAAAACCACUUGUCUGCUUUGCCAUGUUAUCUUGGGAACAACUAUAGUGUUGGAGUAACCCUCUAACUACUUGAGAAUAUCCUUUUUAUCUUUUGCAUUAUAGCAGAGUUAUUAAGUAAUUUUAGCCCAGUUAUUUUAAUAUGUAUGCAUCAUGAAUUUAAAUUAAUAAACCUUUUUUACACAAUAGUUAUAUUUCAUGCAACAGUAAAUAUCAAAGAAGAAUUAUUUAUACACAGCAUCUAGUACUUGUUGGAGGAACGGCAUACCAGCCAACGAGGGAAGUCAGUUUAUUAUAUUUAAAUAUGUAUAUACACAUGAAAGCAAAAUACAUAUUGAAUGAUUUAAAUACUGUAGACAGAAAUUCCUAGAUUUACAUCAGCAUUGAACCCUCAGCUGCAGAUUAAAUUGCAGGUUAUUGUGGGGCAGUGUUAGUUGCUUCUUUGCUGUAAAUCUUCCAAUAAAAUGACCAGUUAUGCAGGGUUCAAUGCAAACAAAUGAAAUCCCAUGUCUAUGCUGUUCACUUUCUGAUAUAAUUCCUGCAAAUAAUUUUGCAAUUUGUUUGAAAUAAUAAUAGACUGAUAUGUGUACUGAAAUCUCUUAGUUUAAAGCCAUCACAUGAAAAUAUAACACAUAUUUUUGUCUGAAUAGUUAUAGAAAAACAGCCCCAAAAUAAUUCUAUUGAUGGAGUGUAUGCAUUGGCAUUAGUGCAUUUUUUCCUGAGUAUCGUUAUUAACAGUCCAUCUUAAAACAAAUUCUUUAAAUUUUAUUAUAUGCUUAAUGUUUUUCAUUUGCAAAUGCUAGAAGUUUAAUUUUCAUGGCAAUUUUUAAGAAUGCUAUAUACAACUGCAUAAAAAUAAAGGCUUUGUAAUUCA
Messenger RNA from Amblyraja radiata (thorny skate), 2288 nucleotides. RefSeq names its product wnt inhibitory factor 1 (gene wif1). Gene Ontology annotation, cellular component: cell surface; extracellular region. Bases 195 to 1325 code for a protein of 376 amino acids. Gene Ontology annotation, biological process: anatomical structure development. The record is from RefSeq and is a predicted model, not a curated record. NCBI's taxonomy places the organism in Eukaryota, Metazoa, Chordata, Chondrichthyes, Rajiformes, Rajidae. Gene Ontology annotation, molecular function: signaling receptor binding. The transcript is spliced from 10 exons.